This is a messenger RNA of Myotis daubentonii (Daubenton's bat), 2458 nucleotides long. It is a transcript of the gene SOCS3, whose product is annotated as suppressor of cytokine signaling 3. Gene Ontology annotation, biological process: phosphatidylinositol phosphate biosynthetic process; intracellular signal transduction. NCBI's taxonomy places the organism in Eukaryota, Metazoa, Chordata, Mammalia, Chiroptera, Vespertilionidae. Gene Ontology annotation, cellular component: phosphatidylinositol 3-kinase complex. The record is from RefSeq and is a predicted model, not a curated record. Gene Ontology annotation, molecular function: 1-phosphatidylinositol-3-kinase regulator activity.
GCACGCACGAGGGAGGGCUCCGUUGUGGACUUCACCGCCGCCAACAUCUGGGCGCAGCGCGGGCCACCGCUGGCCGCCGCCUCACCGCGGGGACCGUAGGAGGCUCAGCCCCGAGGCCGGAGACUUCAGUUUGGGAUCAGCCCCCCGGGAUGCAGUAGCGGCCGCUGUUCGGAGGCCGCCGAGCAGCUGCAGCCGCCACCGCGCAGACCCACGCUGGCUCCGUGCGCCAUGGUCACCCACAGCAAGUUUCCCGCCGCCGGGAUGAGCCGCCCCCUGGACACCAGCCUGCGCCUCAAGACCUUCAGCUCCAAGAGCGAGUACCAGCUGGUGGUGAACGCCGUGCGCAAGCUGCAGGAGAGCGGCUUCUACUGGAGCGCCGUGACGGGCGGCGAGGCGAACGUGCUGCUCAGCGCCGAGCCCGCCGGCACCUUCCUCAUCCGCGACAGCUCGGACCAGCGCCACUUCUUCACGCUCAGCGUCAAGACGCAGUCGGGGACCAAGAACCUGCGCAUCCAGUGCGAGGGGGGCAGCUUCUCGCUGCAGAGCGACCCGCGCAGCACGCAGCCCGUGCCCCGCUUCGACUGCGUGCUCAAACUGGUGCAUCACUACAUGCCGCCGCCGCCGGGCGCCCCCGCCUUCCCCGCGCCCCCGACGGAACCCGCCUCCGAGGUGCCCGCCCAGCCGCUCCCCGGGAACCCCCCCAGGAGAGCCUAUUACAUCUACUCGGGAGGCGAGAAGAUCCCUCUGGUCCUGAGCAGGCCGCUCUCCUCCAACGUGGCCACCCUCCAACAUCUCUGUCGGAAGACCGUCAACGGCCACUUGGACACCUACGAGAAAGUCACCCAGCUGCCUGGCCCCAUUCGGGAGUUCCUGGACCAGUACGAUGCGCCGCUCUAAGGGGCCAAGGGCAGGGGUCGGGCGAGGGGCCUGGGUCCCCUCUCCUCCGUGGCACAUGGCACAAGCACAAGAAUCCAGUGGAGAGAGUCCUGCCGCCCUGGGUGAGCCCAGGGGUGGGCCGGCCCCUCCCGCGGGCCCUCCCCCUGCGGAACGGGGCAGGCGGGGCCUGGAAUGUGUUGGAGGGCAGGGGAGUGCCACCUGGGCGCCCCUCCCCCGCUCCGCCCGCUGGCCCGAAGGGACCACUUCAGCGACAGCAUUGGAUUGAUUCUCCUCUCCUCUCCGCCUCCUUGAACUAGUGAGAGCUGCCGGAGAACCUGUAAACUUUCCGAAGGAACUUGUUUGCUCUUUGAUUUGGUUUUAAACAUGGCUUUCAUCCUGAGCAAGUCUCAGGCCUGGGAAAGGGUGGACCGGAGAGGGCGCCCCGGCCCCAGGGCUACAGGCUGGCCAAAGAAACGGCCACUCCCACCGCCAGCCCAGGUGAGGAGGGUGGCUGCGCGCUCCUCCCCCGGCUCUGGAGAGAAGGCCACGGGGUGACCUGAAGGGUACCACGCUGCUCCCUCCCCCUUGGGGCAGCCACCAGGAAACAGGUCCUAGAGUCCACGGAGGGCUCAGCAGCCCAGGGCCCUUCCCCCGUUUUAAGAGGGAAGUGGCACUUGGAGGGGGAGGGAUGGACGGGCUGGUCAGUCCUCCCCCCACCCCUCACACUAUACCUCCCAGCACCUGGGGGCUGGGGGGAUGGAGGAGAUGAGCCAUCUUUGACCCCUGAUCCCGGCCAGAGAAGAUGGAGGAUUCUGCUUUGUGCCUCCUCCUAUGUCUGGCUCGGAGAUUUGCCUUAAACGCUCCCUGUCCCGUGGAUGGGGACUGGCACACAAGAACCACACACUCGGCCGAUCCAGGCGAGGCCAAGGGAUUCUCAGAGGGCAGGCCGCUGGCCGCAGCGCGGGACGGGGGCGGGGCAGAGGUGGAUGGCCACCCCUUCCAGCUGAGCCUGUCACAGGUGCCUCCUGGUGCCUGGGCUCUGGCCCGAGCACAGCCACCAGGCCCCCCACAGCCCCAGGCCCUGCACAGCGCUCCCUCACCUGGGACGGGGUCCCGCGUGGAGCCAUCCAUCGGACGCCGGGGCACCUGCCACCCAGCGGCUGCUCCACAACAGCACUGAUCGGUGAAAACUUACAGGAAUGUAGCAGCGAUGGAAUGACCUGGAAUUGUUUUUCUGGGGGGUGGGGGAGAACUAAACACAGUUUCCUGUGUUGGGUAUUGGUCUGGAUGGGGCAGCUGUGUGUUGGGGUGUUUUUUUGUGUUCUGUUUUGUUUUUCCUCGUUAUUUUGGUUUUGUUUUGGGUUUUUUUUUGAUGAUGUUUACAACCUGCCUCACUCUGUCUUUUAUAAAGAUUCCACCUCCAGUCCUCUCCCCUCCCCCACCCAGGCCUUCAAGGCUGUUAGGAGAUGCUUGAACUCAACAAAAUACCAAUCCAAGUCAAACUUUGCACAUAUUUAUAUUUAUAUUCGAAAAGAAACAUUUCAGUAAUUUAUAAUAAAGAGCACUAUUUUUUAAUGAAAAA